UGAGAUCAUCACCGCCCCUCGAGUGGACUUUAGCUAUACGCUACGGCUUUCUUCGACAGAUUCGUUGAAGGCGAAUCCUUCAAUCCACACUAUGGAUAACAUAUGGACAGCCGGACAGCAGAUGAUGACGAGGCUGAUGAGGAAAAUAUGGCCUGAUCAGCAGGAGGUUCGGGUCCUGAAUUUGACGGAAAUAGAUGAGGAGGAAGACGACGAAUUUUUAAAGUACGAUUUCCCCUUUGAGAACCUGGUGUUCGAAGGAGGCGGUGCCAGAGGAGUCGCGUACGUCGGGACCCUUCGGGUUCUGGAGACGGCUGGAGUUCUCCCCAAAAUCCAGCGGGUGGCAGGAGUGAGUGCUGGCGCUAUCACUGCGACACUGGUGGCACUGGGACUCAAAUGCCAUGAAGUGGCCGAACAGGCGAGCGUAGAAAUUGGCGAAAUUCUUAUUUCCGGGGGGUUUCUGCAGAAAUUGGUCAAGCCUAUCAAUCUGUUCCGGCGCUAUGGCUGGGAGAGAGGAGACGGUCUGUAUACAUUCCUCGGAGACAUCUUGGAAAAAUACACCGGAAACCCUGACAUCACAUUUAAGCAGCUGUACGACAUGGAUUUCAAGUGCAAAGAACUCUGCAUCGUGGUGACGAACCUGGACCAGUUAACGGAAGAGUGCUGUCAUGUCAAGACCACGCCAGACCUUCCUGUCCGCAAAGCCGUCAGGAUGUCCAUGUCCAUACCUGGCCUGUUUGAACCAGUUCUAGAUGACUGUCACGGCUCCAAAGAAUUCUUUGUUGACGGCGGCGUCAUCUGCAACUUUCCCCUCCACUGCUUCGAUGGAUGGUGGCUGUCUAUGAAGGAAGAGGAUUCUCUCCUCAACAGGCUGGAUAAUCUCGACAACCUCAGCAGCAUAAUGCACCCGUCCAACCGCUUCCACUAUGAUAAAGACGACACGGAUAGGACCCUCGGAGUCAUGCUCUAUUCUGACGAAGAUGUGGAGAAGUUCCAACGGAAAUUCCAUGAUCGUCGGAGCCAGGAAGAAAGAGAAUACGAGAGUAAGAGGCCCGACACAGAGACUGCAAGGAAGUACAAAGACAAGAUGAGGCUUGAGACCGUAGAAGCCAUGGAGAACAGGAAGAAAAUGCGCAGCCUCAUCGACAGGUUUCUGACAAGUCUGAAGGAGCAAAACACUGAACAGAACUCAACCAUCAGCAGGGACGAGCUACACAGAGCUUUUACUGAGGCAGGCGACAGCUCUAUGGAGGAAGAAGACAAGAAGAAACUUUUUGGUGAGGCCUACAAAGUUGACAAACUCUUCGACCAAAUGGAUGCCGACAAAGAUGGACAGUUGUCGUACCAGGAGAUCCACGAGUUCUUCGCCAACAAGGGCUACAGCUGGCUGACACGCUGUAUGGAGGAAGAGACUGUGGGGCUGGGAGAUUACACCUUAAAGUACGUGAAACUACUGGAUGUCAUGGGGAAGAGAGCCUACAGCAAGGACCAGGAUGUGAAGAGGUGCAUCGGCGUGGACAGCGACUACGUCAAUACAACAGAUUUUGACUUGGAGGAUGAGGACAAACUCUUUCUGUUCAAGCAAGGAGCGAUUGGAGCUCGGGCCUUUCUCCGAACCUACAUCAAAGACAACAACCUCAAGGAGAGAAAAGACAACUGGAAGACGAUUCGGAGCUACGUUCUUUUUGCUCCAAGGAGAAGCCUCCCGCAGUAAUACGAAACGGAUUGAAAUAACGACCUUUUGGUCAUGAUUUUUGCCAUGGAAGCUGGCUUGAUUUUCUAUGAUAUCUUAUUAUGGUCGUUUUUGUUUUUACGUUCGCCAAGAAGGUUCUGUUUUUGUAGCGUAAUGUGGUUGAGGGUUAACAGCAUAAGUCAAGGAGCUAUUGGUAGAUUGUUAUAAGAUUUGGCAUGUAAGUAGGUGCGGAUGGAAUAUGGUACAGUUUAAAGACAAAGUAUAGUAAAUACAUACUAAGUUCAGUGUGUGCAAAGACUGUAUAUGCAAAAACAGUGGUUGUAGAUAGUUUUAAGUUGUAUUUGUAUCAUGUAUAACGGGAAAACAGGACACUGGUACUGGAAACGAGUAAGACAAGGUGCAUUUUAUACUUUGUGCAUGAACUCUCUGUAUAAAGCUAAGCGCACAACCGACCGUACGUGCUUUUUGGAGGUCACAUCCGCCUCGUUUUUUCUGAGUAGGGAGGGAAUACGUCUACGUCUCAACGUACGUCAACGCACGUCACUCAAGGUUACACAAGGUGUAAGUAUGUGGUACGUACGCCACGCCUGGCCGUGAGCCGGUUGCGUGCACUAUUCGUUGCGCCAGUGGAGAGUUGUUAGACAAAACAAGGUCUAUUUAUACUGUGCACAUGAACUUUCUAUAAGAGAAGCACUUGGUAGUGGUCCUAGAGAGAAGUAAGACAGUACAAGUUACCGGUGUAAUUAGAUUGUGUGUAGAAAUUGUACUGUAUUACUGUGCUGUACAUACAUGUAAGUGUAACAGGGUGCCCCUGUACUAUAGUCUAUACUGUAACUUAGCUAAGGUCCUGGUACUUUUAACAUAUCUUAACUCUAGCUAGAAAAGCAUUGGUAACUCUGACCUCUUCUGAGAAGGACUCAGGGCAAGAGUAGGCGUUCUGAUGACAGCCACGAGUAAUGACCCUUGAAGAGACAUAACGACAUUUCUACCCAGGAGGGCUUGCCUUUCCCUGUACAUCUCCGGUGGACACAACCAUAUAUGGGCAUGGUCAGGGGACUAUCCAGUAGCAUCUUAGAAACUACUAAGGAAGUGACUCAUGAUGAUGUAAAGAGAAAGAAUGUACCUUUUUCUGAGAAAUAUGUGUGUAGGCGGAUAGGAAACAUAUAAAUAGGGAAAUAGAACCCAUGUACUCAGUGUAGUCUGGAGAGGAGAAGAGAGAUGUAGAGUUCUGCUUUGGAGAGAGGGAGAAUACAGACACGUCUUCCAUGUAA
Branchiostoma floridae (Florida lancelet) is the source of this 2961-nucleotide messenger RNA. RefSeq lists its product as uncharacterized. Gene Ontology annotation, molecular function: calcium ion binding. The record is from RefSeq and is a predicted model, not a curated record. The transcript has 13 exons. Bases 92 to 1711 code for a protein of 539 amino acids. Gene Ontology annotation, biological process: lipid metabolic process. NCBI's taxonomy places the organism in Eukaryota, Metazoa, Chordata, Leptocardii, Amphioxiformes, Branchiostomatidae.